AGGUCCACUUACAGUCACCAUGUAUGAGGACUACAGCCAGUCCACUGGGGACUAUUAUUUCCUCUGUGACACAGAGGGGCCAUGGGGCAUCGUGCUGGAGUGCCUGGCAAUAAUUGGCAUAGUGGUUACAAUUAUUCUGCUCCUGGCAUUUCUCUGCCUCAUGCGAAAGGUUCAAGACUGUUGCCUGUGGAAUGUCCUCCCCACCCAGGUCCUCUUCCUCCUGGGUGUGCUGGGGCUCUUUAGCCUUGCUUUUGCCUUCAUCUUCCAGUUCAAUCAGCAGACUGCCCCUGUACGCUACUUUUUCUUUGGGGUUCUCUUUGCUCUCUGUUUCUCAUGCCUCUUGGCUCAUGCCUCCAACCUGGUGAAGCUAGUCCGCGGUGGGGUCUCCUUCUCUUGGACGACACUUUUGUGCAUUGCUAUUGGUUGUAGCCUGUUGCAGACAAUCAUUGCCAUUGAGUAUGUGACUCUCAUAAUGACCAGAUGUAUGAUGUUUGUACAAAUGGCACCCUGUCAGCUCAAUGUGGACUUUGUGGUACUCCUGGUCUAUGUCCUUCUCCUGAUGGCCAUCACCUUCUUCGUCUCCAAAGCCACCUUUUGUGGCCCGUGUGAGAACUGGAAGCAGCAUGGAAAGUUCAUCUUCGCCACUAUGCUCAUCUCCAUCAUUAUCUGGGUGGUGUGGAUCUCCAUGCUCCUGAGAGGCAACCCACAGCUCCAGCGGCAGCCCCAGUGGGAUGACCCUGUCGUCUGCAUUGCCCUGGUCACCAAUGCAUGGGUGUUCCUGCUGCUGUACAUCAUACCUGAGCUCUGCAUUCUCUACAGAUCGUGUAAACAGGAUUGCUCUGUACAGGGCAACGCCUGCUCAGCCCCCGUCUACCAAUGCAGCUUCAGAGCGGAGAACCAGGAACUCUCAAGAGCCCGAGACAGUGAUGGAGCUGAGGAGGAUGUAGCAUUAACUUCAUAUUCAGCUACAGAUAGUAAACAAGAUACUUCUGUAGCACCUUUCUCAGAAUAA
This is a messenger RNA of Myotis davidii, 1012 nucleotides long. It is a transcript of the gene GPRC5D, whose product is annotated as G protein-coupled receptor, class C, group 5, member D. Gene Ontology annotation, cellular component: intracellular membrane-bounded organelle; extracellular exosome; signaling receptor complex. NCBI's taxonomy places the organism in Eukaryota, Metazoa, Chordata, Mammalia, Chiroptera, Vespertilionidae. Gene Ontology annotation, biological process: G protein-coupled receptor signaling pathway. Gene Ontology annotation, molecular function: protein kinase activator activity; G protein-coupled receptor activity. The record is from RefSeq and is a predicted model, not a curated record. Bases 20 to 1012 code for a protein of 330 amino acids. The transcript has 3 exons.